AUGGCGUCUCUAACCUCAUCUCUGCAGGCUCUGAAGCUCUCGUCUUCCCCGUUUACCCAUGGGUCCACUCCACUCUCUUCUCUCCCCAAGCCCACACUCUUUCCGAUCCAUAGGAGAUCGGGUUUAGUUCCGGCGAUCCGAGCAAUGAAGACGAUGCAAGGGCGCGUGGUGUGCGCAACGAGCGACAAGACAGUGGCGGUGGAGGUGGUGAGGCUGGCUCCACACCCGAAAUACAAGAGGCGCGUGAGGAAGAAGAAGAAGUACCAAGCCCAUGACCCUGAUAAUCAGUUCAAGGUUGGUGAUGUUGUGAGGCUUGAGAAGAGCAGACCCAUCAGUAAAACCAAAUCAUUCGUCGCUCUUCCUCUCCCCAAGAGGAACGAUCUUGGAAUUCCGAUGGAAUCUCAGCAAACUUGA
Molecule: messenger RNA, 414 nt
Organism: Thlaspi arvense
Lineage: Eukaryota; Viridiplantae; Streptophyta; Magnoliopsida; Brassicales; Brassicaceae
Source: the annotation of a GenBank genome assembly